Molecule: messenger RNA, 973 nt
Organism: Lytechinus pictus (painted urchin)
Lineage: Eukaryota; Metazoa; Echinodermata; Echinoidea; Temnopleuroida; Toxopneustidae
Exons: 3
Coding region: 68-727 (219 amino acids)
Cellular component (GO): extracellular region
Molecular function (GO): cytokine activity
Source: RefSeq, a predicted model, not a curated record
AAUUGGUAGAGGAUCAGAUGAACCAAGUUCUAAAAGUUUCUGUGAAGAAGAAUAUAAUUUAACAACCAUGGUGUCAAUAGGGGAAAUGGUACACAAGGGAUUCAUCAUGACACUGUGCAUGCUGGUGGCGUUCCAUGACUUAGCCGAUGCUGCACGAAACAGGAACAAACCGAGGAGAAACAGACUCAACAAACAAUUCAAAAGGCAGAGAAACUCGGAAUCAAACUCGGACAGGAUGGAAGGACGACAAACAGACAAUUGCGCUGACCUGAACAAGAAGGUGUUGAAGUUGAAAUAUGACAGAGAAGUUGACUCGAAUAGUUCAGCCAGUUUUGUGAUGUGGCCUACGCCCGCACGGCCCAUCAGACACGGAAUUGCUUUCCCCUCACCUACACCCGCAAGGAUGAGCACGUGCCCCAGUUUGCCUCUGGAACAAAACAUGGACGGUGACAGGUGGCCAAGAAUAAUCAUGGUGGCAAGGUGUGAAUGCGAAAAUUGCUACCUUGGAUCUAGAGCCCAGAGAAGUAUACCCCAGACCAACGAUGACGAAGACGAUAACUGCCCCGCCGAUGAGACCCCCAACCCAGCCGGCUACUGUCGGCCGAUCGAAAGGGACAUCGCCGUCCUGAGGAAAUCGGGUUGCGCAGGUGAUUUUGCGCAAUACACAUGGGGGACGGAGAGGGUAACUGUUGGAUGCGAAUGUGUGAUUGGGCCUAGGCCCGAAUAAGUAUUUCCACCCGUAAAUACAAAUAUCAGAUAUGAAUUCCAAUGUUUGAGAUUUCUCCGGAAAUUUUCCCAAAAACUUUUGAUGAAACCGACCGUUUCAAAACGAGAUAUUGUUUUACUGAACGUCUCUGUUGUCGUAUUGGGAAAUUGUUUACUGAAAUGCUUUUUAUUAAAAUAUUGAUAUAUUUUAUUAAAUAUAUUUAUAUAGUCUUUCACUGAAAGAUAGAAUCGCAGUACUAAGCACACC